UUUGAUUCCUUCUUUUUUCUUCUCAGAAUAUAUCCAUCAACCUUUUGCAAGAAAGAAUAGACUUGCAGUUGCAAUCGAGCAGAUCUACUGUAUGCUACAUAGUUUCUGAUUUUGUGGGUCUAAAUUUCAUCUCACUGUCUAAUUUCUUCAAUUCUUCUAGACCUGCAGGACAACGGCUACGGCUCCAAAGAAUUGAGCUUGCCACUAGAUUUGCUGUUACUUGAAAUUUGCCUGGUUUAAUUUGGUCAUCAUCAUCAAUUUUUUCAAUUUUAUCUAUUAAACUUGCAGGACCUUUUUUAAUGGCGGAUGUAGUAGGGGCAAUCUUCGGUGCAUUGAGUUGCAUUUGUGGUACUCCAACCUGCAACUGCAUAGAUCAAUAUCGAAAUUUUAAUGAUGAUGUGGGUGAGCUGAGAAGAAUAUUGGACACUCUAACCAACCGAAAGCAAGAUAUAGAAUCAAGAAUAGAAGAAGCAGAGGCUUGCGCGGGACAAAUGGUUAGACGAGAAGUGCAAGACUGGCCUAAGCAAGCACAAGAGAUCAAUGUUGAUGUGCGAGCAUUUUUAGAAAAGGUGCAGGGAGUCAAGUGGUACAAGCGUGCCUGUCUUGACAAACGUGUUUGCAGAAAAAUUAAAGUGGUGGCGGACAUGAUUGAAAAAGGUAGAUUUCCUGAAGGCCUUUUUAUUGAGAGAGCUCCAGCUCAUGGAAACAUAAUUCCAAUAGAGAAUUUAGUGGGGGAAAUAUCUACUAAAGAAGAAAUUUGGAGGUACUUGAUGGGUGAUGAGGUUGAAUUGAUCGGAGUUUGUGGGACUGGUGGAGUUGGAAAGACUACGAUCAUGAAGAAUCUCCACAAUGAUUUACAGAGGGAGACUAGAUUUCAGAAAGUGAUAUGGGUUACUGUAUCAUAUCCUCUCAAUAUUUUUGAAUUACAAAGGAAGGUUGCUGAUGCUAUGGGCGAAAGACUUCGAGACAAUGAAGAGGUGAUGAUAAGAGCAGGCGCACUAAUGGAAAUAAUGAGAAGAGUGAGAUUUGUGCUAAUAUUAGAUGAUGUAUGGGAAAGGUUCUCUCUCAGUGAUGUUGGAAUUCCAGUGCAAAAUGGGUGUAAAGUUGUUAUCACUAGUAGAUCAGUUGAAGUAUGUAAGUUUUUGAAUUGUCAGAUUGUUGAAGUGCAGUCUCUUUCACAAGAGGAGUCUCUAACUUUAUUCCUUAAUGAGGUUGGGCAUGAUGUUUUACAAAUUUCUGGGUUGGAAAAAAUCCUGCAGCUUAUUGUGAAGGAGUGUGCUGGUUUACCACUCGCUAUUGUUGUGAUAGCAGGGAGCAUGAAAGGAGUGGAUGAUAUUAAGGUGUGGAGAAAUGCAUUGACUGAAUUACAAGAAUGUGUUAAGAGUGUGAAAGGUUCAGAAGAUGAGAUAUUUAUGCGGUUAAAAUUUAGUUUUGAUCGUUUGCCUAAUGUGGAAAUCAAGAAUUGUUUUCUCUAUUGCUCCUUGUUUCAGGAAGAUUAUUCAUUUAAAAAGGAGGAAUUAAUAGAAGGUUGGAUUGAUGAAGGACUAAUGGAUGGAUUGAGAAGCAGGGAAGCAGCUUAUGACAGGGGUCAUGCUUUUUUAGAUGUUCUUGAAAAGAAUAGCUUGUUAGAGAGACAUUUAAAGGAAGAAAUUAAGAUGCAUGAUGUUGUGAGAGACAUGGCUAUCAGAAGCAUUGAUCCUGGAGUUGGAUACAUGGUAAAAGCUGGUAUGAAAUUGAUUGAGGUACCGAAUGAGUGUGGGUGGGCUGGAGAUCUUAAGAAGGUAUCUUUAAUGGGGAAUGACAUUGCAAAAAUUCCUGUUGGAUUGACUCCAAAGUGUUCAACCUUGUCAACUUUGAUAUUAUCAGACAAUCCUUUGACAGAGAUUCCAAAAUCCUUUUUUGAGGAUAUGAGUGGACUCAAGGUUCUUGAUUUUUCUAGAACUCAUGUUGAAGUUUUACCUAGUUCCAUCUCUGAGUUGAAAUGUCUCUCUGCAUUGCGGUUAAGGGAGUGUGGCAAGUUAAAGUGUUUGCCUUCCUUAAAGAAGCUUGUGGCAUUGAAGAAGUUGGAUCUGCAAUGGGCAGGAAUAGAGGUGGUCCCUCAAGGCAUGGAGAUGUUAGUAAAUCUUGAAUAUCUUGAUUUAUUUUGUCUAAAUUUGAGAGAGGUUCCAACAGGAAUAUUGUCUAAAUUAUCUAGUCUUCAGUAUUUGGCAACAAUGAAUAAUCAAAGAUCAAUUAGUGCAAAGAUAAAUCUUGAAGAGGUUGCGAGAUUGAGAAAGUUGGAGAUUUUAGAAUGUAAAUUUGAUGAUAUGCAAGAUUUCAAUUAUCUUUUGAGGGAGUUUAAAAAUUUUCAAAAUUUUAAUGUUUACCAUUUUCGAGUGGGAACAAAAAUGGGCAUGCAUGCGGGUACUAAUUCUAAAUGCAGCCUUAUAAUCAGUGAGUGUGACAUUGGAGAAGAAUGUAUAUUGCUUCCGGAUAAACUUCAGCAUUUGGGGAUCCAUACAUGUAAAAACAUCAAAAGUAGCUUAAAUAAAACAGCUUUGUUAGAGAAUGCAACCGAGUUGGAUACUUGUUUUAUUACUGAUUGUGAAGAGAUAGAGAGCGUGGUUGAGUUGGAUUCAUCCUUCUCCUCAUCGUGUAAACCAAUACUUGAUAAGCUUGAAUGUUUGUUGCUUUGGGGUUUGCCUAGGUUGUGGGCACUUGUGAGAGUGGAAGGAGUAGCAAUGCUGCCAUAUGUCUUUUCCAAUCUUAAGGCACUUAGAAUAAGGAAAUGUUCAGGAAUGAAGAAGUUGUUUCCACUUGAGCUAUUGCAGGCUUUCCAAAACUUAAGUGUAUUGAUGUUUAUGAAUGUGAACAAAUGGAGGAGAUAAUAGCAUCAUCGGAUAAAGUUUAUGAUAGUGAACAAAUGGAGGAGAUAAUAGCAUCAUUGGAUAAAUUCAGUUUCACUUUUCCUAAAUUAAGGGAAUUACAAGUGCGGAAGUUACCUCAAUUGAAGAGCAUUUGCAGUGCCAAAGGAGUUAUGGUUUGCGAUUCUAUUGAAUGCAUUGUGAUAGAGGAAUGUUUUCAGUUAAAGAGGAUCCCUGUGCAGUUUCCCAUGCUUGAUAAUGGUCAACCAUCUCUUCCUCCUCAUCUCACAAAAAUUACGAUAGAUGCAUACGCAGAAUCAUGGUGGGAAUCAUUAGAGUGGGAUCAUCCUGACGCUAAGAACAUGCUCCAACCUAUUCUUUAUAUGAUUUAUUUUUGAAUGUUGAUUGUAGAGUAGCAGAUGUGUGUAAAUAAGAAGUUACGUGCAACCAUAAUAACAUGUGGUAGUAGAAGCUUUUCCCUUACAAGACGCGAUAGGAAAACUGAUGUAGGGAAGGAGGUCUUCCGGAAGAGAUGAGAUUGAGAUGCAUCCACCCUCUGCAUUCAUGUCUUAAAACGCCAAUUAUGUAAGUUGUGAUUUCGUUGUUCUUUGAUUUUUUUGAAUUGUGGUGUUUUCAAGUACGUAAUUUCACUAUUUUAUUCUCUUUCUUGAGUUUUUGGUAUGUGCUGCGUAAAUUGAGUCCCUUUUGAUCGUCGAGUAAAAUAGCUUCAACAAA
Molecule: messenger RNA, 3578 nt
Organism: Rubroshorea leprosula
Lineage: Eukaryota; Viridiplantae; Streptophyta; Magnoliopsida; Malvales; Dipterocarpaceae
Source: the annotation of a GenBank genome assembly